AUGAGUUUUAUCCCAGAAGGUGAAGAUUCGCCGAUUGCCGAAACAAUUGGUAAUUACAAACUCAUUAGAGAAAUUGGGGUUGGUUCAUUUUCAAUCGUUUGGUUAGCGCGCAACUUAAAAGCAGAUCUAGAUGUCGCCAUUAAAAUCAUUCCAAAGAAAAGGAUUGCAACCGAUGUAAACAUUAUCCGUUUUGAACGUGAAACAAACUUUUUAAAGCAACUUGAUCACCCAUUAAUUGCUCAAUAUUUUGAGCAUCUUGAAGAUGAUAAUUAUCACUACUUUGUAAUGGAAUUAGCACCAAAUGGUGAUCUCUUAGCUGCUGUCAAUCGUCAAGGAAAAAUGGAUGAACAACAGGCAAAAUUGUAUUUCGCCCAGUUAAUUGUUGUUCUUGACUAUUUGCAUAACGAUAUGCUUGUAGCGCACAGAGAUCUCAAGGCAGAGAAUGUUCUUCUCGACAAAAACGAAAAUAUCAGAUUAAUUGAUUUUGGCUUCAGCCGUUCAUUCACAGCUGAUGAUCCUAACCUCAAUACAACAUGCGGAUCCCCUGCGUACGUUCCCCCUGAAAUGAUCAAGAGAGAAGCUUACACCGUUCAAGCUGACGUUUGGAGUACUGGCAUUCUGUUGUAUUCCCUUGUUGUUGGAAGGCUUCCGUUCGAGGAUUCCGAAAAUAACGUUCAAAAGAUCCUCCAGAAGAUCGCUUAUUCAGAACCUUUUUAUCCAAGAUUCAUUUCUCCAGAUCUGAAAGACUUAUUAACAAAAAUGUUAACAAAGCAACCAGAUAAAAGAAUUACCAUAGCAGAAAUCAGAAAACAUCCAUGGUUCCCGGCUCCUAUCGCUGCCGAACUUGAAAAGUUCACAAAGAACAACUCUGGCUCAUCUCAAUCAUUAGAAUCAUUUAAGUAUGAUGAAGACGUAGCAAAAGAGUGCUCAAAUUGUGGAAUUGAUACAACUACUCUUCAACAAAGAUUAAUUGCUCAUGAAUUCGAUUCAGAAACAGCAAUUUACUUAAUGUACCGUAAAAGAAAGAUUACAAACUUACUCCAUGGCGUUAUUAAGCAAGGAGUAAGUAAUGAAGUCAAAAGAUCCACUUCUCUUACGAAUGUUACGGGAAAUAGCAAUACACCUAAGAUUGUUAGGAGGAAACUUCCUUCCCGCAGUACUACACAGCCAAUCCAUUAA
Messenger RNA from Trichomonas vaginalis G3, 1179 nucleotides. RefSeq names its product protein serine/threonine kinase protein. Gene Ontology annotation, biological process: intracellular signal transduction; protein phosphorylation. Lineage: Eukaryota; Parabasalia; Trichomonadida; Trichomonadidae. The transcript has a single exon. The coding region runs from base 1 to 1179 and encodes 392 amino acids. Gene Ontology annotation, molecular function: ATP binding; protein serine/threonine kinase activity. Gene Ontology annotation, cellular component: cytoplasm. The record is from RefSeq and is a predicted model, not a curated record.